Molecule: messenger RNA, 372 nt
Organism: Caenorhabditis bovis
Lineage: Eukaryota; Metazoa; Nematoda; Chromadorea; Rhabditida; Rhabditidae
Source: the annotation of a GenBank genome assembly
AUGUCCGGAAAAAGUGGAAAAUCAAAACGGAUCGAAAAAGUGAAAUCACGCUCGUCGCGAGCUGGACUUCAGUUUCCUGUCGGACGAAUUCAUCGCCUUCUUCGCAAAGGAAACUAUUCUCAAAGAGUCGGAGCAGGGGCACCGGUGUAUCUGGCCGCGGUUCUUGAAUAUCUCGUUGCCGAAAUUCUCGAACUAGCUGGAAACGCGGCACGCGACAAUAAGAAGACUCGCGUCAAUCCACGGCAUGUUCAGUUAGCUGUAAGGAAUGAUGAAGAGCUGAAUAAACUGCUUGCCGGGGUAACAAUUGCACAAGGUGGAGUUCUUCCGAAUAUCCAAUCCACACUUUUGCCAAAGGCCGACAAACUGGAAUGA